AGAGAUAACUUAUUGACAGAAUAAAUAUGCUCAGUUAGGAGAAGGGAAGUUGUCUCCUGGUUACUGAGCCUGGUCUAACUAGAGGUGGAAGAUGGCUCUACAGGGGACGAAAGCGCUGGAGGUGUGGUGUAAGCGCGUGACGCAGGACUACGCUGGCGUCAAUAUAUUGAACAUGACGACUAGCUGGAGAAACGGUUUAGGCUUCUGCGCUAUCAUUCAUUAUCAUUGUCCGCACCUCCUAGAUUUCUCUAGUCUUGAUCCAGACGAUGUUUUUGGGAACAACGAGUUGGCGUUCCAGGUUGCAGAGCAGCAUCUUGGGAUCCCGUCUCUACUGGAUCCUCAGGACAUGGUUGAAUGUGAGCUACUGGAUCGAUUAUCCAUUCUAACCUAUCUCUCCCAAUACUUUCAGGCUUUUCACAGUCAGUCAGUACAGACGAGAGUUAGGCGGCUAGGUUCGAUGUCUAAAUCUUCCAGUAACAGUUCAGAUAUGUCGGAUGGAGCCAAGAGAUCCGUCCCAACAAUAGGACGACACUCGGAUCCGUGCAAGAUAUGCAACAAGUCUGUUUUCAUCCUGGAGAGGUUGCACGUGAGCGGACGAAUCCUUCAUCGAACCUGCUUUAAGUGUGCUCGGUGUGGAACUCAGUUAAGUCUAGCAGGGUAUUAUGAGACUGAGACUGCAGAGUAUUGUUGUGAACUGUGUCCUGACGAGGAGCACAGGGAGAAACAGGAAACCUUGAAACCUAAUCUCAGGUCCGAGCAGGAGGAGGAAGAGGUAGAUAGCGGACACAGCUCAGAGGAUUCCAAGGAUAUAGGUGAUGAUGAGGACGAGGAGAAGGAUGAAAGCUCAGAGAAACCAAUUGUUUGUGAACUUCCUAUCGGUGUAAAACCUUCAGCUGAAACUGAAGGGAAAGUAGAUGAUGUAGAACUAAGUGAUGUUAACGCUAAUAUUGAGAAAUUAACAAUUCCUGCCGAGGAAAGCUUCAAUAAUAACACAAAAUCGUCCAAUAUUUGCUCAGAGGUUGAUAUCGAUGUAAAUGAUAAUGCUGUUGAUACUUGUAAUGAAAAAGAAAUUCUUAUGAUUGCUAAAAAUUUAGAAAAAAAUUUAACUGACGACGAUAACGUUGAAUACCCGGAUGAAAAGAAUCCUUUCGACGACGUUGAAGAUGAGGAUUUAAACUAUAGUAAGGACAAUGCAACUGGCCAAACAAUUGACGAAAAUGUCACAAGUGUUGACCUAACGGACGGGAUUCAACCUGAAAAUUGUGAAACUAACAAAUCUUUGAAUCCUUUUGGUGAAUUCGACGACGAGGAUGAGGCUGAAUUAGAUAAACCUAACAAACCCGUGCACUCUAGUCAACAAGAACUUUUAAUCCCGGAAGCUAAGUUGCACAACUCAAGUUUAAAUCCAUUUGGAGAAGAUUUUUCUUCAGAUGAAGAUCAAUCCCUUGGAAGUGUUUCUCCCUCUACUUCAGUUCGGAGUCAGAACAGGCAGAAGAAGAAGCGCCGUGCUCCGCUUCCACCAGGAUCAAAAUCCUCUACUCCUCUCCCCCCGGAGAGUAAACCCUGUACUCCAGUCCCUGCACCGAGAUCUAGUCUCACCCCGGUCCAACAAUCUCAACAAUCAUCUCCAGCUCCAGCUGAGGCAGCAAAAAGAAUUAAGGAUGAACGAAACAUGAACCGAAGAUCUCAAAUUCUUGAAAGCAUCAAGAACGAGAGUGUUCGGAUUGAACUUCCAACUAUUCCCAGCGAUUCUUGUUUAAUGAUCACCAGCGACACAUCCCAGUCUGAGUCCGCCUCCAUAAACCAGAGUGAUACUUUUAGUCUGAUGUCGGCCUCUACUACUACUACUCAGUCCUCGGGUCCGUCAUAUCUAGGAGCCUCUCAAGUAUUCUCUCCCAUACCUCCGGACAAGGCAGAUGAAGGACAGUGGAGGAAGAAAAAAGGACCAGCUCCUCCCCGCCCUAUACCUCCACGCCGAGCUGUUAGGAAACUACACAGGAAAGCUAUUAAUCAAGAAUUGGAGGAUAUUGAAGUAAAACAAGGAGAACUGGAGAGACAAGGAGUUAAACUUGAGAAAACUAUUCGAGAGAUUUGUGACAAAAGCGAUGAGGAAGGAGAAAACAGGGACUCGCUUGGUCCAGAGGCAGAGGAUCUCAUUAUUCAACUCUUUGAUCUUGUGAACGAGAAGAACGAAUUGUUCCGAAGACAGACCGAGUUGAUUUAUAUGAAGAAGGAUAAUAGGUUGGAAGAGCAGCAUGCUGAUCUCGAAUAUCAGAUCAGGAUUCUUAUGUCUAAACCUGAAGGACAGAAGACGGACGAGGAGUUGAAAAAGGAGGAGAGGUUGAUCAAGAAGCUGGUUGAGGUAGUGGGGUUGAGAAAUGAGAUCGUAGAUUGUCUUGAAUUGGACAGGUUGAGAGAACGGGAUGAAGAUACUGCUAUAGAAGAUCACAUGAGCAACUAUGCAGCGGUUAAACCUGUUGAAGAACCGAAGAAAACUCUCACUAAGAUGCUGAGAAUCAAGAAGAAAAAGAAGAAGGAUCGGGAUAGUGAGAAGGACGUUGAUACCAGUGAAAUACAGGACCCAGAGGAGCUGACGAGUACGGAGAAAAAGAAAAAAUCGACAAAGAAAAAAUUACUGAGCUAUGCAUCCAAGAAGUUAACAUUUCCACACUGAUCAUAUAAAUCCGUAUUAUAAAGUUAUGUAAAAAAGUGCAUAAAUCUUUUAGUAUUAAUUUUCAAGCAUUUAGUUGACACAAACUGUGAUAUCUCAUCACAUGCCUUUUUUUGUUGUAUUUAACUAGCCUUUAAAGAUUUAUUGCAUAUUUAACUUUUCUCGUAGUCGCGUUAACAUCGGUAUAGAAUCAUUAUGUAGAUCAGAGAUUUAACUAUAUAUGGAACGUUAUUGUUAAUAUAAUAAAUAUGCAUUAUAUUUUCUAAA
Messenger RNA from Eurytemora carolleeae, 2938 nucleotides. RefSeq names its product MICAL-like protein 1 (gene MICAL-like). The record is from RefSeq and is a predicted model, not a curated record. The transcript is spliced from 3 exons. Gene Ontology annotation, molecular function: protein binding. Bases 92 to 2674 code for a protein of 860 amino acids. NCBI's taxonomy places the organism in Eukaryota, Metazoa, Arthropoda, Copepoda, Calanoida, Temoridae.